Platichthys flesus (European flounder) is the source of this 12187-nucleotide messenger RNA. It is a transcript of the gene col12a1b, whose product is annotated as collagen, type XII, alpha 1b. Bases 221 to 10777 code for a protein of 3518 amino acids. Lineage: Eukaryota; Metazoa; Chordata; Actinopteri; Pleuronectiformes; Pleuronectidae. The transcript has 77 exons. The record is from RefSeq and is a predicted model, not a curated record. Gene Ontology annotation, molecular function: protein binding.
GAUUGUGUGCACGGAGCUUCCCACUUGGAAACAGACUCACCGACUCGUCUGGGCCCCAGAACCCCGCGGAGCUGCCUGACUUCCCCCCGGACACCUCUCCUCUGGCCGGGCUCCUGUGCUCACAUCUCAUCUGUUCGUCCUCGCUUCUCAGAACCCGACCCAUCGAUUCCUCCAGUCUCCUCUAGCUUCAUCCAUGCGCUGCUGAGCCAGAGGACUGAAGAUGAAGAGCAGGUUGUCUCUGGCGGUGGCCGCCGUGCUGCUGCUGAUGGCCUCCUCCUCCCAGGCCCAGGACACAGUCGACCCUCCGUCAGAUUUGAGGUUUAAGAUUUUAAACGAGAACACGGUGCAGAUGAUCUGGAGCAGACCCGGGUCCAGGAUCCAGGGCUACCGGAUCCAAGUGACCUCGGACGCAGAAGAACCAAGAAAAGAAUUUACGCUGCCUGCCUCUGCGACUAAGACUUCCAUCUCCAACCUGAGUCCAGAUGUGGAAUAUGUUGUAACGAUAUCAGCGUACGCCGGAUCGGAGGAGAGUCUGCCCAUCUCCGGCCAGAUCACACUUGAGUCCGGUGGCAGAGCUCCAUCCAGGAAGCCUGAGCCUUCAGAUUCAGUCAAAUGCUCUGUGAGUGCCAUCGCCGAUGUCUUGUUUUUGGUGGACGGCUCCUGGAGCGUGGGCCGACCGAACUUCAAAUACAUCCGCAGCUUCAUCUCGGCGGUGGCCGGAGCGUUUCAGAUCGGAGAGGACAGGUCCCGAGUGGGUGUGGUGCAGUACAGCAGCGACACCAGGACCGAGUUCAACCUGAACAGUCACAUGACCCGGGCGGCGCUGCUGCAGGCCGUGGGCUCGCUGCAGUACAAGGGAGGAAACACCAUGACAGGCGAUGCCCUCAGCUACCUCAUGGAAAACACCAUCUCGCAGGCCGCCGGCGCCAGGCUGAAUCUCCCCAAAGUGCUGGUCAUCAUCACAGAUGGCAAAUCUGAGGACGCAGUGGAGGGUUACGCCAAGCAGCUCAGGAGCGGUGGGGUGGAGAUCUUUGUCCUCGGUGUCGGUCAGGCCGAUGAAGCUGAGAUGAAGCUGAUGGCCUCCACGCCUCACAGAAGUCACAUCUACAAUGUCGCCACCUUCGACAUGAUCAAGAACGUGCAGAGAGAGCUCAUCAUGCAGAUCUGCGCCGGGGUCGAGGAUCAACUCAGCUCACUGGUCAGCGGAGAGGAAGCUGUUGAGCCGGCCUCUAACCUCCAAGUCCUGGAGGUGGCCUCGAAGUCCGUGCGUGUGACCUGGGACGCCUCCAUCGGGGAGGUCUCCGGAUAUAAGGUGCAGAUGAUCCCCAUGAUGACCGGCAGAAAGCGGCAGGAGCUGUACGUGGGCCCGUCCCAGGCCACGGUGGUGGUCAGAGACCUUUCUCCAGACACAGAGUACCAGAUCAGCCUGUUCGCUCUGAGGGGCCUGGCGCCCAGCGAACCCGUCGUGGUCAUGCAGAAGACAGAGCCCAUUAAACUGUCAGUGGAAUGUUCUCUGGGGAUGGACGUUCAGGCCGACGUCGUCCUCCUGGUCGACGGCUCCUACAGCAUCGGUCUGGCCAACUUUGCCAAAGUGAGAGCUUUCCUCGAGGUGCUGGUGAACAGCUUCGACAUCGGGGCCGGAAAGGUUCAGAUCAGCUUGGUCCAGUACAGCAGGGACCCUCACACCGAGUUCUACCUGAACACUCACCACGACCUGGCUGCCGUGGUCAAGGCCGUGAGGACCUUCCCUUACAGGGGCGGCUCCACCAACACCGGCAGGGCCAUGACCUACGUGAGGGAGAAGAUCUUCCUGACCAACCGGGGGGCGCGUUCCAACGUUCCUCGUGUUACCAUCCUCAUCACCGACGGGAAGUCGUCCGACGCCUUCCGGGACCCGGCCACGAACCUGAGGAACUCCGACGUGGAGAUCUUCGCAGUGGGCGUUAAGGACGCUGUACGAAGUGAGCUGGAGGCCAUCGCCAAUAAGCCUGCUGACACCCAUGUGUACACCGUGGAGGACUUUGAUGCCUUCACCAGAAUCUCCAAAGAGCUGACGCAGUCCAUCUGCCUGAGGAUCGAGCAGGAACUUCGCACGAUCUUACAGAGACAACUGGUUCAGCCGAGGGACCUGUCCUUCUCGGAGGUCGGCCCCAGGAUCUUCAGGGCCUCGUGGGAGAUUGACUCCAACGACGUUGAGUCCUUCUUGGUUCAGUUCAAGCCGGCAGAUGAUACCGAUGGACAUUAUGUCUCCAUGUCUGUGCCCUGGAACACACUCACCACCCUCCUCCCCCACCUCAACCCGCUCACCCGCUACGAGGUCAACGUUAACGCUCACUACGCCAAAGGGGAGAGCCUACCUGCCACAGGCUAUGAAACCACUUUAGAAGAAAAAGGCCCCGUGCGCAACCUGCGGGUUUCUGAGGAGACGACCGACAGCUUCAGAGCGUCCUGGCUUCCAGCUCCUGGAGCCGUCACUCGUUACCGUCUGACCUACCAACCCGUCGGGGACGAGAGCUCCAGGCUUGAGACGACAACCGACGGCCCCGAGACCACGAGCGUCCUCCGGCAGCUUCGGCCCCGAACCACGUACCGCGUCACCGUCACUCCCGAGUACCAGUCCGGCCCCGGAGUGCCACUGCAAACCGACGGCACCACCAAAGAAGACGCCGGGGCUCCGAGGGACCUGGUGACCAGCGACGUGACCGACACCAGCUUCACGGCGUCCUGGACGGCAGCGCCUGGGAACGUGCAGAUGUACCGGGUGAACUGGAGGUCGCUGUUUUCCAAGGAAUCCGGAGAGAAGACGGUACCGGGCCACGUGACCAGCACCGCGCUGGACGGUCUGAGCCCGGAGACACUGUACCAGGUGUCUGUGGUCGCCGCCUACAGUCACAAAGACAGCGUCCCGCUCACCGGACAGGAAACCACUGAUGCCUCCGCUGCCGGUAAAGCUCUGACUGUGUCGGACGAGACCGAGCGAUCCAUGAAGGUCGCGUGGACGCCGGCGCCGGGCAAGGUGCUCCACUACCGGCUGAAGUACGUCCCGAGUGGGGGGGGCAAGGAAGUGGCGAUGAAGAUCCCUGGGGCGGCCACUUCCACCAUCAUGAGGCGCCUGCAGCCGAAGACCACGUACCACAUCACCGUUCACCCCAUGUACAAGCGCGGGGAAGGCAAAGCAAGGCAAGGAGUAGGAACGACACUGUCGCCCUACAAGAGUCCGCAGAACCUCCAGACCUCCGAACCCACCAGGAACAGCUUCAGAGUCUCCUGGGAUCACGCCCCCGGGGACGUGCAGGGCUACAAGGUGACCUUCCACCCCAGUGGGAACGACAUCGACCUGGGGGAGCUGCUCGUGGGCCCCUAUGACAACACCGUGGUCCUAGAGGAACUCAGGGCAGAAACCAAAUACUCUGUGUCCGUGUCCGGGAUGUUUAAGGGAGGCGAGAGCGUUCCUCUGGCCGGAGAGGAGAAGACGACCCUCUCCGACGCUCCGGAGCCUCCUCCCCUCAACGACCUUGGCACUCAGUGUAAGACCUCAGCCAUGGCCGACAUCGUGCUGCUGGUCGACGGCUCCUGGAGCAUCGGACGCAUCAACUUCAAAACCAUCCGCAACUUCAUCGCCCGCAUGGUCAGCGUCUUCAGCAUCGGGCCGGACCGAGUCCAGAUCGGUCUGGCUCAGUACAGCGGAGACCCGAAGACCGAGUGGCACCUGAACGCCCACCCGACCAAGGCGUCGCUGAUGGAGGCCAUCGCCAAUCUCCCGUACAAAGGAGGAAACACCAUGACGGGAAUGGCUCUGAACUUCAUCCUCCAGACCAACUUCAAGGCCAGCGUGGGAAUGAGAGCCGGCUCCCGCAAGAUCGGUGUCCUGAUCACAGACGGAAAGUCCCAGGACGAAAUCGUCUUCAACUCCCAGAAGCUGAGGGAGAGCGGCAUCGAGCUGUACGCCAUCGGUGUGAAGAACGCUGACGAGAACGAGCUGAGGUCCAUCGCCAGCGAUCCCGACGAGAUCCACAUGUACAACGUCAACGACUUCAAGUUCCUCACGGACAUCGUGGACGACCUCACCGGCAACCUGUGUAACAGCGUCAAGGGUCCAGAAGCGGAACUGGAGGCGCCCACCGACCUGGUGACCUCCGAGGUGACCCACCACUCCUUCCGGGCCAGCUGGACGGCGCCCGACGGGCCCGUGGACAACUUCCGUGUCACUUACCAGAUGGUGGCAGGAGGACCCACCCAGGAGCUGCUGGUGGACGGGACGGUGAGCAGCACGGUGCUGGAGGGCCUGACGCCUCUGACCGAGUACAUGGUCCACGUCUACUCUGUGAAGAGCGAGAUCAACAGCGAGCCCCUGAGGGGCACAGAGAUCACCUUGCCGCUGCCAGCAGCACAGAACAUGAUUGUUUACGACGAGGCCGUCACCACCAUGAGGGUGAGAUGGGAGCCGGCGGCCGGAGCCUCGGGCUACAUGCUGCUCUACAAGUCCACCAACGCCUCCGAGCCCCAGCUGGAGAAAGAGGUGCGAGUGGCAGGUGGUGUGACGGACCUGCAGCUGGAGCAGCUCAUCCCCAACACGGCCUACUCCAUCAGGCUGCUGGCUCUGCACGGGGAGGCUGUCAGCCAGCCGCUGGACGGGGGGGGAGUCACCUUGCCCGUGCCUCCUGCUGGAGUCCUGAGCAUCAGUGACGUGACCCACAGCACCAUGAGGCUCCGCUGGGACGCUGCUCCUGGAGCCGUGCGCAGAUACCUGAUCACCUACAAGCCCGAAGAAGGAGAUCUGAAGGAGGCUGAGGUCAGCGGGGACGUCACCAACCUGGACCUGUCCAGCCUCAUGUCCCAGACCGAGUACGACGUGGCCGUCACCCCGAUCUACGACGAGGGCCCCGGGACCACGAUGAUCGGAUCUGCCAUCACAGACGUGGUCCCGGCCCCCAAGAGCCUGGUCUUCUCCGAGGUGAGCCACACCUCGUUCAGGGCCUCCUGGGAGCACGGGGCCCCGGACGUGGCCCUCUACCGCAUCGGCUGGAGCAAGAAGGGGGAGAACAACUACCAGUUUGAGAUCCUGAGCAGCGAGGAGACGUCCCACGUCCUGCCCAACCUGGACAUCGACACCGAGUACGACGUCACGGUCACAGCCAUCUACCCGGACGAGUCAGAGAGUGAAGACCUGAUGGGAGGAGAACGCACACUGUUAAAGGCUCCAGUGGUGCCUCCAGAGCCUCCUCGGAACCUGAGGGUUCUAAACGCCACCGUCUCCUCGCUGGCGGUGAAGUGGGAACACGCCCCCGGCAACGUGCAGAACUACGUGAUCAGCUACAGACCCAGCGCUGGAGGCGAGACCCUCUCCACGCAGGUCGGAGGGAAGAAGACCAGCGUGGUCCUGCAGAAGCUCCAGCCCGACACUCCUUACUCCAUCUCUGUGGCGGCGCUCUAUCCCACCGGCGUCAGCAGAGACCUCUCCGGAGACGGACGCACCAAGCCUCUGGGCGGAGUGAGGAGCCUGCAGGUGCUGAACCCGACCAUGACCACCCUGAACGUGCGCUGGGAGGCGGCCGAGGGCCGAGUGAAGGAAUACAAGGUGCUCUACGUGCCUGCAGCCGGAGGAGCUGAGAGCACGGAGACGGUGUCGGCCGGGACCACCACCACCACGCUGCGAGGCCUGCAGCCCGACACCCUCUACUCCGUGGCCCUGGUGCCGGUGUACGCCGAGGGCGACGGGAGGACCAUGUCGGAAAAUGGAAAGACAAGGGCACUGGGAGGUGUGAAGAACCUGAAGGUCACCAAACCCACCAUGACCUCUCUGACCGUGGACUGGGACCCUGCAGAUGGCGCUGUUCGCCUCUACAAGGUCUUCUUCGUGCCGGCCGCCGGCGGCAAGGAGGAGAUGGAGCAGGUUCCCACCGGCACCACCUCCAUCAUCCUCAGGAACCUGAUGCCCGACACGCCCUACACCGUGUCGGUGCUGCCGGUCUAUCCGGCCAGGGAGGGAAAGCGCCAGUCAGAGAACGGAAAGACACUGCCUUUGGGCGGAGUGGGCAACAUGAGGGUGACCAAUCCAACCAUCACCACGCUGACGGUGACCUGGAACCCUGCUGACGGAAACGUUCAGGGCUACAAAGUGAUCUACACUCCCACAGACGGGGGAAUGGUGAUCACGGAGCAAGUGUCGGAGAGCACCACCUCCACCGUCCUGGAGAAGCUCCUGCCCGACUCCUCCUACACCGUCACCGUGGUGCCCGUCUACGCCGAGGGGGACGGACCCGUCCUGUCCGACAUCGGGAAGACAAAGCCGCUGGGUUCAGUGAGGAACCUGCAGGUGACCGAUCCCACCACCAGCUCGCUGAACGUCCGCUGGGAGCCGGCCGAGGGCAACGUGAGGGAAUACAUCGUGACCUGGGUGCCGACGGCCGGAGGGGAUCAGGAAGUGGACCAGGUCUCUGGAACCACCGCCUCCACCGUCCUGAAGAGCCUGGAGCCCAACACCGAGUACACCGUCACGCUGGUGCCCGUCUACCACGAGAUGGAGGGCAAGCCGCUGUCUGAGAACGGGAAGACCAAUCCUCUGGGUGGCGUGAAGAACCUGCAGGUGAUGGACCCGACCACCAGCAGCCUGACGGUCCGCUGGGAUCCGGCUGUGGGCAACGUGCGGAGCUACAAGGUCUUCUACGCUGCUCAGCCGGGAGGAGAGGAGCUGAUGGAGGAGGUGACCGGCGGCACCACCACCACCGUCCUGAGGAACCUGGACACCGACACGCUCUACAACGUGGCCGUGGUUCCUGUGUACCCCGACGUGGAGGGCAUCCGACAGGCGGAGAAGGGCCGGACCAAGCCUCUGAGCGGAGCUAAGAACCUGAAGGUGACUGACCCCACCACCAACUCGCUGAGGGUUCGCUGGGACGCGGCCGAGGGCGACGUCAGGACGUACCAGAUCAUCUACGCCCCCGCCGCCGGAGGGGCCGACAGCAUGACUCAGGUUUCUGGGAUGUCCACCAGCACUGUCCUCAGAGAGCUGCAGCCGGACACCGAGUACAAAGUCACGCUGGUGCCCGUGUACGCCGACGUGGAGGGGAAGCGCUCGUCAGAGAACGGAAAGACAAAGCCUCUGGGCGGAGUCAAGAACCUGCAGGUCACCGACCCCACCACCAGCUCCCUGAAGGUCCGCUGGGAGCCAGCGGAGGGCAACGUCCGGCAGUACCGCAUCUUCUACGUGCCAGCGUCCGGUGGCGCCGAGGACAUGGAGCAGGUGUCGGGCGGCACCACCAACACCGUGCUGAGGAGCCUGCUGUCGGACACGCCCUACACCGUGACCGUGGUCCCAGUCUACCCAGAGGGAGAAGGUCUGCGUCAGACCGACAGCGGAAAGACUCUCCCACGCACGCCACCCAGGAACAUCCAGGUGUACAACCCCACCCCCAACAGCCUGAACGUGCGCUGGGAGCCCGCCUCAGGCCAGGUUCAGCAGUACCGCGUGGCCUACUCCUCCCUGAGCGGAACCAGGUCCACGGGCUCGGUUCUGGUUUCAGGAAGUGUUAACAACGCCUUCCUGGACAACCUGGUCCCGGACACGCCCUACUCAGUCAGCGUCUCCGCCAUUUACGCCGACGGAGAGGGAUCUCCGGUGAGCGACCCCGGCAAAACACUGCCACGUGCCGGUCCCAGGAACAUGCGUGUGUUCGAUGCCACCACCAGCACCCUGACCAUCGGCUGGGAGCACGCCGAGGGGCCGGUGAGGCAGUACCGGAUCGCCUACGCCCCCAUGACCGGGGACCCCAUCACCGAGUUCACCGUGGUUCCUGGAAACAGAAACAACGCCAUGCUGCAGAACCUGCAACCAGACACCCCGUACAACAUCACCGUGGAGGCCAUCUACGCCGAGGGGCCCGGGGGGGCGCUCACCGGACCCGGACGUACAGUCGGCCUCCUGAGCCCCAGGAACCUCCGUGUCUCAGAUGAGUGGUACACCCGCUUCCGGGUGUCCUGGGACCCAGUGGCAGCGCCGGUCCACGGCUACAAACUGAUCUACGCUCCUCAAGGCACCAACCAGUUUGUGGAUCUAUUCGUGGGCGACGUGUCGUCUUACACUUUGCACAACCUGCAGCCGGGAACCCCCUACGACGUGAAGGUGAUCGCUCAGUACACCGGCGGUCUGAGUGGGCCGCUCGCUGGACAGGGAACCACACUUUACCUGAACGUGACCAACAUCGAGACCUUCGACGCCGAUCACGACAAGUUCUGCAUCAAGUGGACUCCUCACCGGGCGGCCACGUCCUACCGCAUCAAGCUCCACCCUGUGGACCCCUCCAGCAAAGGGCAGCAUGAGAUCACCAUCCCGGCCGGCCUGCCUCAGUACUGCUUCGACGGCCUCUCGCCCGACGCUCUGUACAGCGCCACCGUGUUCGUCCAGACUCCGAACCUGGAGGGGCCGGGGGUCAGCGCCAAGGAGAGGACACUGGUGAAGCCGACUCCAGCUCCAACUUUCCCACCAACCCCGACACCUCCGCCCACCAUCCCCCCCGCAUGGGCAGUUUGCAAAGGAGCCAAAGCAGACGUGGUGUUCCUCAUCGACGGCUCCUGGAGCAUCGGAGAGGAGAGCUUCACCAAGGUCCGGCACUUCAUCUCCGACAUGAUCGGAGCCUUCGAUGUGGUCGGACCCUCGGGGAUGCAGGUCUCGUUCGUGCAGUUCAGCGACAGCGCCAAGACGGAGUUCAGGCUGAACGCUUACCAAGACAAAGGGAUCGCCAUGUCCUCUCUUCAUCACAUCCGCUACAGAGGAGGAAACACAAAGACAGGAAUCGCCCUGAAACACACCUACGAAAAGGCCUUUUCACUGGAGAACGGAAUGAGGAGGAACGUCCCCAAGGUGGUGGUGGCCAUCACAGACGGACGCUCUCAGGACGAGGUGAAGCAGAGCGCCGCCAAGCUGCAGCACGCAGGUUACAGCGUCUUUGCCAUUGGCGUGGCCGAUGUGGACUUCGUGGAGCUGCAGCAGAUCGGCAGCAAACCCAGCGACCGCCACGUGUUCGUCGUGGACGACUUCGAUGCGUUCGACACCAUCAAAGAAAACCUGAUCACCUUCAUCUGUGAAACUGCUUCGUCCUCCUGUCCCCUGAUCUUCUUGAAUGGAUUCACGUCACCGGGCUUCCGGAUGCUGGAGGCGUUCAACCUGACGGAGAAGACCUACGGAUCUGUGAAAGGUGUUUCCAUGGAGUCGGGCUCCUUCAACAGCUACACAGCGUACAGACUCCACAAGGACGCCUUCCUGACGCAGCCCACCACAGAGGUCCACCCUGAGGGACUCCCCCACGCCUACACCGUCAUCCUCAUGUUCCGCCUGCUCCCAGACUCUCCCAGCGAGGCCUUCGACAUCUGGCAGGUGUCCAACAAGGACCACCAGCCAGAGACCGGCGUCACCAUCGACCCCUCCAGCCAGACCGUGUCCUUCUACAACAAGGACGAGCGCGGCGAGAUCCAGAAGGUCACGUUCGACAACAGUCAAGUGAAGAGGAUGUUCCACGGGAGCUUCCACAAGCUCCAUCUCCUGGUUUCCUCCACCAGCGUCAAACUCAACGUGGACUGCCAAGAGGUGGAUGAGAAGGAGAUCAAGGCGGCUGGGAACACGUCCAGCGACGGCUACCAGGUCCUGGGCAAGAUGUCCAAGUCCGUCGGCUCCACGGGACAAUCUGCAACUUUCCAGCUCCAGAUGUUUGAUAUCGUCUGCAGCUUGGCCUGGACCAGCCGGGACAGAUGCUGUGACCUCCCGUCUAUGAGGGACGAGCUGAAGUGUCCGGCUCUGCCUAACUCCUGUACCUGCACCUCCGAGGGCUCCGGGCCCCCGGGGCCUCAGGGUCCGAUGGGUGCCCCUGGAAGCAAAGGUCCCCGAGGGGAAAGAGGAGAAGCAGGUUCUGCUGGGCCGAUCGGCCCGCGGGGGGAUAACGGACCACCGGGGCCCAUGGGUCUACCCGGCCCUCAAGGACCCAGCGGGAUGUCGAUUCCAGGAGAGGCUGGCCGGCCUGGACCCAAGGGAGACCACGGAGACUCUGGUUUACCUGGACAGAAGGGUUCACCUGGUCCUGCAGGGUCUCACGGCCCGAUCGGACCGGCGGGAGUCAGGGGCCCUCAAGGAAAGGAAGGACCAGCUGGACCCAGAGGCCCCACAGGGCCCAUGGGACCCCCAGGAUCUCCAGGGACAUCAGGAGCCCCAGGACAACCGGGACAGAACGGAGACUCUGGUCCUCCCGGCUCCCUCGGCCCCAAAGGAGACAGAGGAGAGAGAGGCGACUUCGCUCCUCAGAACAUGAUGAGGUCCAUCGCCAGACAAGUGUGUGAGCAGCUCGUCAACUCGCAAAUGUCUCGAGUCAACACGUUACUGAACCAGAUCCCCAACGGCCAGCAGCGCAGUAACAGCCCCGGACCUGCAGGGCCCCCCGGACCACCCGGCAGGCAGGGGCCCCGCGGAGAGCCGGGCACCGCAGGAAGGAACGGCUUCCCAGGAAGUCCCGGUCAGCCCGGUCAGCAGGGAGAGAGAGGUCUCGGAGGAGAGAAAGGUGAACGAGGACUUUCGACCGUCGGGCAGAAAGGAUCGAGAGGACCUCCAGGUCCACCAGGAGAAAGCAGGACAGGACCUCCAGGCCCGGCCGGCUCCACUGGACCCCGCGGUCCCCCUGGACGUGGAGGCUACGCUGGAGUCCGUGGUCCUCCUGGACCUUCUGGAUACUGCGACUCCUCUCAGUGUGUCGGUAUUCCUUACAACGGACAAGGAUACGUAGGUUCAGCAUAGUAAACUUUCUCACCUGUGCUGCUUUCGCUGACUUCCUGAAAAACCCCAAACUCAAAACGUCCUGUAACUGAACGCUCGCUUGCUCGCUCUAGAGCUGUUUUAAGGAAUAACGGCCAACGGAAAAAAACAUUAACAAACUAUGCUGAGAAACAACACAACAACAAAGAGGGAACCGGUACUAACAUCGACUCACAGCCACUAGACAAACAGCAGCGGCGGCGGCGGCGGCAGCAGAAGCGGUGAUGACACCGACCUGUUUGAACCUCGGAGACCAAACAAAGGAACCUUGUGUUCAGAGGAGGAGCAUGAAACGACAACAGCAACAAACAACCACACAAAUACUAACAAAGGUGGAUUUUUAACAGAGAAACAUCUGCAUCCUCUGCAGCAGCAGCAGCAGCAGCCCUGUUAACAGCAUUUCUCUCCAGGUGCCGUGUAAAUAAACUAAUGUGAGCUUUGUAAAUGAUGUUUGAAUCAAGUCAGUUUCCAGAUCUGUUCUGUUAAAGCUUGUGCCUUGCAAACCACAACCUGCUGCUUGCUGACCAGUCGCCUCUUUUCUCCAUGUGUUGGAAACUGCUCCGGGUCAAACUCAAUCACUUCUGCACAUGUGGCCCUGGAGGUUCAGGUUCCACUUCAUGUACCAAACCAACCACAGAUCCAGAUCCUCCUGGUUUCAUCUUCUCCUAGAGCUGUGUCUGUGCUUCAUGACUAACAAAGGUCCCAAAGCGUCUCUCCAGAGGAACACGACUGUAUGAGACCCAUUAGAGUCCAGCACUGAAACAGGACCACAGGGGCGUGUCCACAGUGGAGGUGCUCACAUGGUCUUCAUCACAUCUGCUGAUGAAGAUCAUGUGAUGUGAUCAAAGCUCCUGGUUGGCUCAAGGUCAAGAGGGAACAGAAUCUGAAAUAGUUUAAAUUAUUCUUAAAAUCGCAGUUUGUUUGACGUUAGUGUGUAAAAUCAAAACUUGAAUAGUUUAAUAUAAGAAAAGUGAAAUGAUUGGAACAACCACUGACUAACAUUUUCAGGUUAGACGUUGUGAGAACGCUGUUAGCUUUGUUAGCUCGUAGCUUACGUAGCUUCAGCAGUUAAAUCCCGAGGUCACGUUUUACUGUAUGACACUGUGGACACGCCCCCUGCUGUUGACCUCCUGUCAGUGCACCCUCAGUCCGGCAGGAAAUCCGUUCAACCACUUCUUCUUGUGCAUGUUGAGAAAGAGUGAGGAGAAACAAGUUGUGCUGAACCGAACAAACACUAUCUCCGAGCAGGCCAAUUCCCCCCCGACUCCGACCCCCGAGUAGUCCCGGUCCCCGAGGAGGAGGACGAGUCCUUCAGACGCCGGCGAAAGAGAUCGCUGUCAAGAAAAGCCUCGGCCAGCCUCACCUCAUAAGACACGCCUCCUUCUCCCGCCU